AUGCCGAGCCUCGAGGUUCCAGGGGAAUUCCUACGACAUGCCGUUUUAGACACGGUUGUGCCUAAUGCUGAUGAUAUUGAUCUGGAAGCUGCAUUGACGUCUGCCCUGGAGGCCGGUGCAGAUGAUCUGACGGAUGUCCUAUCAUAUAUUCCCCAGCGUUCUGUUGUGUUCUUUGAUGAAUUCUGCAACGCUCGCGUCGUCCUGAGAUUAUCCAAUUGCUCGGAAGAAAGCCUAAAACAACACUUGCAACAUCUUGAAGUUCGGCUUGAUACGUUUGCGAUUGAUCCUGCCGAAUCUGUUGCGGAUAACCCGACACCGACAAGAGACUUGAUAUUUUCGAGGGCCGUGAGCGGGAAGGAUGAAGACCCUUUGGUGGUUUAUAAUGAGUUUGAGGGAGAUAAUGGACGUGGAAAUCACGUAUAUGUGAUUUGGGGUGUUCCAGCGUUUCUCAAGCGUCCUCGUAUUCGCAUCCAACACCCAUCCCUCCUUUUCAUCGCAUCUGCUAGUCUGAACCCGACGGAGGGCCGACAGAGUGAAUCCCGGGAUGAUGACUAUCUCCCGUCUCUGGUUCCUGCGUCGACCAAUAUCCUACAGCCCUUGUCGACGGAUAGGACCUUCCGCCGUACAGACCCAUUCCUUCCUGCGUCGAGGCUCUUACGAGUCGUGCCGGCAACUUACAGCGAGGACCCGAUUUAUAAUGUUCAACAACAAUCUGGACAUCCGAUUCGCGUUGUCCCCGCGACUGGUGCGAGAAUACGUUACUCGCGACUAAAUUCGUACUCUGGUCGCCCCACUACAGUUGCAAGUCUCGAUUUCGAAGUGACUCCAUUUAUAAACUGCGAUGUCACGUUCAACAAGGCAGAGUUGAGCCUCUCUGAUGGUACGAUUGAAACAUUGUCCGAUGUCCAGGGACUCAAACCACCUAUAACAUGUCGUCCGAGAGAUGAUGUUACCCUGGUGUACAAACUAACUCCCGAGUACGGCCCUGAUUCUAAUCCCUCGACGACUGUAAUGGUCAGCACCUUAGACAUCUCUCUAGAAGCAGUAAUUAACCUGGCGGAGAACUGUCAACCACGGAUCGCCAUGCGAUGGAGAACAAACGUGGAUUUCUCCAUGGCGCUUAACCCGAUGUUUGGUGGGCCCAGUCAAGCCUUGCAGCGAAACAACCGCCCAACGAGUCUCCCCAUGACGCCGACCCAAAACAGUGGGAACCCUCCUUCCAACCGGAGCUCUUUCAGAGAACGUGCCUAUUCCGUGACAGACGUGGGGGUGACCAUUUCGUUCUCUGGUCCGGUUAGCGUAGAAGUUGGAAAGCCAUUUUCUUGGGGAGUCUUUGUUGUCAACCGAUCGACCAUGCCUCGGAAAUUCGCUAUGGUGGCCAUUCCACGAAGGAAACGGACAGACCUACGGGGACAUGUUGCUCGACCAUCGUCUUCGUCCAUGUCGAAUCGCAGCAAGGAGAACCAGGUGGCAGAAGCAGUGACGGAUGACAACAUCGUCCAUGCGAUGCAGAAAAGCGCAUCUGGGCAGGAAGCUGAAUUGGUUUGUUUAAGCACCGACGUCCGAGUUGGUCCACUUUUGCCCGGAACGUGUCAUUCAACCGAAUUGAAGCUGCUUCCGUUAUCUGUCGGAUCACUCUACUUGGAGGCUGUGCGACUGGUCGACGUCAACACAAACGAAACUACAGAUAUCAGAGACCUUCCGGACAUUGUAGCCACUGAUCGGAAGGGACCUUCAUAG
Messenger RNA from Aspergillus ruber CBS 135680, 1740 nucleotides. Its product is annotated as TRAPP trafficking subunit Trs65 domain-containing protein. Gene Ontology annotation, biological process: intra-Golgi vesicle-mediated transport. Gene Ontology annotation, cellular component: TRAPPII protein complex; trans-Golgi network. The transcript has 4 exons. The coding region runs from base 1 to 1740 and encodes 579 amino acids. The record is from RefSeq and is a predicted model, not a curated record. NCBI's taxonomy places the organism in Eukaryota, Fungi, Ascomycota, Eurotiomycetes, Eurotiales, Aspergillaceae.